Gymnodraco acuticeps is the source of this 520-nucleotide messenger RNA. It is a transcript of the gene coa4, whose product is annotated as cytochrome c oxidase assembly factor 4 homolog, mitochondrial. The record is from RefSeq and is a predicted model, not a curated record. Gene Ontology annotation, cellular component: mitochondrial intermembrane space. NCBI's taxonomy places the organism in Eukaryota, Metazoa, Chordata, Actinopteri, Perciformes, Bathydraconidae. The transcript is spliced from 2 exons. Bases 168 to 419 code for a protein of 83 amino acids. Gene Ontology annotation, biological process: mitochondrial respiratory chain complex IV assembly.
UUCGUCCGCUGCUAAAAUGUGUCCUCCGAGAAACACUUGCAGUUGACCGUGGUUUGUUAUGAGAAGUCUAGAGUAAAGUUUUGCAGGCUAUGGAAAAAUAAUUCCAGUGUCUCAACGAAAAGAUCGCUCAAAGAGAAUAAACAGCAGAGCAAUUGAGUCAGCACAGGAUGGCAUCCCCCCAUGACCGCAGCCGUAAAGAUGAAGAUGAGGAUGACCCCGUUGAUCGGAUGAUAUCCCGCACUGGCUGUGCAGAGCAACAUUACGCUGUGCAGGAGUGCAUGGCUGAACACCAGGACUGGCGCAUCUGCAAAAGUCAGGUCCAGACUUUCAAAGACUGCAUGAUGAAUUUCCAAAUCGCCCGAAAAGAGCAGCUGAUGAAGCAGCGGCAGAAAACCUUCCCUGAGUCUGCUCCGAGCUGAACACACUGGCUGGGCUGUGUUGAGGGCAUGCAAAUCAAAAGACUGUACCUAAUCACAAUAUUGUUGAUUAAAAUAAAGUAUGAGCAGCUACAAAAAAACAA